Molecule: messenger RNA, 2235 nt
Organism: Spizellomyces punctatus DAOM BR117
Lineage: Eukaryota; Fungi; Chytridiomycota; Chytridiomycetes; Spizellomycetales; Spizellomycetaceae
Exons: 4
Coding region: 255-1997 (580 amino acids)
Molecular function (GO): protein binding
Source: RefSeq, a predicted model, not a curated record
AGUUUCAGUUUUUUACAAGGGCAUGUUGGCAUCAUCCAAGAGGUCGUCAUUUCGCAGCCAAGUCCCAUAGGUUUGAGGUGAAGAUACGUGUUGAAAGCCCCAACAAAUCAAGCACCAUUCCACGUCCACAGUUCAAUUUGUUUGGGUCUCGGGGGACGCUCCAUCCAGAGUCUCCCAAAAGACCCGAGCUAUCAAAGUUUCCGUCUUCGUCGUCCCUCUCUUCCUCGACUUCCUCCGUUUACGACUAUAGCAAUAUGCUCGGCCAACCCAAUGACUCUAUAUCCCGCCAGGAUAUUAAGGAUGUUAUUGCGAGAUCUCAGUCUGUGCUAAAGGUUGCUGGCAAAUACAAAAUGGCCUUGUGGACUUUGGCCGGCGUUAUGCAGGAUAUGUCAGAGUCUGUCAUUGACUUGAGCAGAUGCCGAGCGGUCAAACAGGCAGAGAGAAUACGAGGCGGUGUAAAACCAGAUGGCUUAAAGCGCUGUGGCGAACUUCAUUUGACAAUGUCCAAACGAAUAAGAGAGCUGGGUGAUCGUGUUCAAAGAGAGCUGGAAGACCCUCUGCAAAAGGGCAUUGAAGAACAUGCCAACACAGUUGUGGCAAACGAAAAGCGAUUGGCAUAUAUGGGAAAAGAAAUUCAGGACAAAAUCAAAAAGGCAGAAACUGACACCCGAAAACGACGGAAUCGCAACCCUGAACAAAUUCAACAAGCCGUCAGAAAUCUCGCCCAGUACACCGCUGAGCUGCAAGAUCUCAAAUAUGUGAACCAAAAUGUGAUUCUCGGAGAAGAAGCACGAAACAUACGCAGCAUGGAGGCACAGUGGAGUACAUUGCUACGUAGUCUCGCGAUCCUCUUUGGGCAGUGCGUCGCCGGUGCAGCAGGAUGUGCUGAUGAGCUGUCGGAAGACCAGAAAUCUGACGCCAAUGCUAUAUUGACGGAGACAGUGUUCAGCGCGAGCAAACGCAACAACUCAAUUAAAACUUCGGAUGGACCAUCUCGUCGCGUGUCACGGCGUGGAUCCUUAGAUAGCAAUAUUGGCCCCGACCAGAGACAUCAUGAAGAAGCUAUGAAAUCGGCCAGUUUUGGGCGGGCAGUUGCACAACUGGCGGGGGCGGUAGCAGCUGCAACGAUAGGAGCUCCUGAGCGUCAGGAUUCAUCACUUACAGCAAAUGAUACUACGGAACCUGCAUCGUCGGGCACGGCGGCUGAGGAAGCCGCGUCGAAUUCCAGUGCACCACAGCUUUCUCUCCCCGCAUUUUCACGACUUGGAAAUGAAAAUGACGCACCAUCCCCGAAGGAGCAAUCGCCAACAGUUACUACUCCUUCAUCACAGUUCCCGCCAAGGCCUAUCAUUAAAUCCAACAACAGCAGCAGCACAAUCGAAAGAGAAAAGCGUCGUGUAGCAUUUCCUACCUCUAAACCUAUCGCCACGGUCCGAUCCUCGGUCAUAGAGCCAACAACUUCACAGAAUCUCACCUCUACCUUGUCGUCAUUGUAUCCCGAUAUCUUCGCCGCCGAGAACACACAAAUUGCAUCUGUGCCAGUGAGUCGUCACGGGGGAAAUCUUCGUACUCCAGCCGUAUAUGUGGCGGGUGGGGAUGGAGAUGCAGAAAGCCAAAUGGGGAGUGUGGUUGGAGCGAGCGAAAGUUUAGUAGGAGUCAUGUCAUCAACGAAGGCGGCAGAUCUUGUGUAUGCAAUUCAUGAUUUUACGGCGAGAAGCGCAAAGGAAAUGUCUUUAACAAAGGGCGACGUCAUCGAAGUCCGCAAACGCCAAGGAACCUGGAUAUAUGGCACAAAAUUGCAGCGUAAAAAAAAGGACGGGACUGACAAGCCUAUGAGUCCCUCUGUCGAAAGCCCAUCAUCCUCCAGAGGCUUUGCGGACAGAUUCCGCCGCGGACCCCCGCAGCAGCAGCAGCCGCAAGCAGACUCACCACCCGAAAUUAAACCCGAGGUUGGGUGGAUUCCUAUGGCGUUUGUGGCAAAAUUUAGUGCGGUUUAAAAGUUUUCCAUAGUUUGCAAAAUUGAACCUAUUAUGCCUGUCCUCGGUGCGAGGAGGAGUUGUUGUUACAGUUAUAGAGUUGAUAGAUCAGUUAUAGAUAUGCUUGUUUCUACUGUACCAUAGUUUGAGAAAAUGACCGAUUGGUUAAGGCUCCAAAUGUGUAGGUUGUGAAGAAUUCAAUUACAUGAUGUUGACGAGCACAUAACGUCGGAAUGCGAUUAAACGUCAGUCAUCCAUA